Penicillium griseofulvum is the source of this 2004-nucleotide messenger RNA. RefSeq names its product putative pyruvate carboxylase. The record is from RefSeq and is a predicted model, not a curated record. NCBI's taxonomy places the organism in Eukaryota, Fungi, Ascomycota, Eurotiomycetes, Eurotiales, Aspergillaceae. The transcript has 2 exons. Gene Ontology annotation, molecular function: ATP binding; metal ion binding. Bases 1 to 2004 code for a protein of 667 amino acids.
AUGUCGUCCCCGCACUCACGGCCCAUCAAGCGAUUGUUGGUCGCCAACAGAGGAGAAAUUGCCGUUCGUAUUCUCCAUGCAGUACGAGAGUUACCCGAGCCAGUUGAGACAUUCGCUCUCUACACAUCAGAUGACCGAUCGCACUGCGAUCUAGGGCGACCACAGCAUGCGAUUGAAAUCCCAUCGGCGUCAUCAUAUCUCGAUAUUUCCCUCCUUAUAGAAAUAGCCCAAAAGCACUCCAUUGACGCCGUCCAUGGGGGGUAUGGAUUCCUCAGCGAAAGCGCUGAAUUCGCAUAUCGCAUGUGGCACGAAGCUGGGUCUCUCGUUAUAGGACCUGGAUGGGAAAACCUCGCCCGAACAGGCGAUAAGCUGCAAGCAAAACAGCUAGCGCAGCAAUGCGGCGUCCCUGUUUUGGAAGCCAUGGGGCAACCUACCUCCAACGUGGAUGAAGCACAUGCGUUUGCUACACAAAUUGGUUUCCCAGUCAUGAUCAAAGCUGUUGACGGUGGAGGUGGUCGUGGAAUUCGCCUUGUUCGCGAGGAGCGUGAGCUGGAUAAUAGUAUUCAGAGAGCUAUUGGCGAGUCACCGUCUCGGUCUGUCUUUGUUGAGAAAGCAGCCGUGGACGGAUUUCAUCACGUUGAGAUUCAGAUUAUUGGUGAUGGCACGGGUCAGGUGCGACAUCUCUGGGAAAGAGAUUGCAGUGCUCAGAGGCGGUUUCAGAAAGUGGUUGAAUGUGCCCCAGCUUUGAUGCGGGAUAGAGCUUUGGUUGGUCAAGUGAUCGAUUCUGCGCUCAAGAUGGCAAGUAAAAUCUGUUAUCAAUCAUUGGGAACGUUCGAGUUUCUGGUCAGUGAACAGCGCGGGGAAUUCUACUUCUUGGAGGUGAACCCGCGUCUACAAGUCGAGCAUACCAUUACGGAAUCUAUCAGUGGCAUAGAUUUGGUGCAGACACAACUGCUCCUCGCCCAAGGAUAUACUUUACAUCAACUAGGCCUUGGUGCUGAGGUCAAAGCAAGUCAUCCUCCGCCAAAUGCCUUUUCAAUCCAACUUAGACUGUGUGCUGAAGACCCAAGCAACGAGUUUUCCCUAAGUAUUGGCAAAGUUACUGGAUUCACCGUUCCUAGUGGCCACGGAAUCCGGGUAGACACCCAUAUCAGUGCCUCUGGCUCCCCACUUGUUGUGGGAUCCAACUUCGACAAUCUUCUAGCGAAGAUAAUCGUGACUGCGCCAACCUGGGAAGCAUCGGUUAGAAAAACCCAGCGGGUCUUGGCUGAUUCUAGGAUUGACGGUGUGAAAACUAAUAUCAGCCUUCUACGAGGGAUCGUGGCCCAUCCUGAUUUCAUGGCCGGCAAAGUCGACACCCAAUGGCUUGGGCUCAACCUCGGCGCAGUACUCCAACAAGGGGAGAACAUAUCAAAGACUGUUCAUGAGCAGGAUAUUCCUAGCCCUUCACAGCAAAUUCACACCCAAAGCGGGCUACCAGCCUCAAAUCUCCUGUUCCGAAAAGGAGAUGCAUGGUCGAUCACGUUGGAACCUCUGUCUAAAGAUUCCCAACAAUCAGACAAAAUUGCCCAUCAUCUGCGCCUGUCACGGGUGCUACGCAAUGAGUUCCCUACAUCACUGACUGCCGAAAUCGAAUAUACAACGCCAACCUCACAGGGUGCAAUCCCUUAUCGGAUGCAACUUGAAACUACUACGACUGCUGCGUCGGCAUUAGUGUCCUCCUCGCAUCGACGAGGUGAUCCAAAGAACCCGCACCACAUCAUCCUCCCCCUUUCUGGCAAGUUGAUUGAGAUACUGGUCACGGAUGGAGAAGAUGUUGUUGAAAACCAGGUCCUAGCUUUCGUCAAGCAGAUGAAGAUGGAGCUCGAAGUACGAAGCCCUCGGAGUGGUCGAGUCAAAUGGGUUUAUGAGAUGGAAGAUGAAGAGGAGGAUGUUGCUGAGGGUAUGCUACUAGUUGAGUUGGAGCCAACCAAUGGCAAGGUGGAAGUUCGGGGCAAGUUAUGA